Messenger RNA from Castor canadensis (American beaver), 903 nucleotides. The record is from RefSeq and is a predicted model, not a curated record. Lineage: Eukaryota; Metazoa; Chordata; Mammalia; Rodentia; Castoridae.
CCAGCCAUAUUUUUGUACCUGAUUAGCAUUGUUCCAUCAUUAUGGCUCCUUGAAAUGCAUCAUGAGAACCAGCAUUGCAACAUUCAAUCUGAAGGAAUGUCACAGAACAUAAGCAAAAAAGAAAACUUCAAUCAAACCCUGAUGACCAAUGCACAAGCCAAUGGAGUGGAUGAUAUCAUUGAGACGGCUAGAGUUUUUGUAAAUAACUUAUCCACAGUAUGUGAGACAGUUUGGACUUUGGGACUCCAUCAGACAUUCCUAUUAAUGUUAAUAAUUGGAAGAUGGCUUCUACCCAUUGGAGGCGCCAUCACUCGAGACCAGCUCUCAGAACUUCUCCUGAUGUUUGUGGGAACAGCUGCUGAUAUACUGGAAUUCACUACUGAGACUCUGAAAGAAAACAAUGUGAGGAGUAACCAUGCGUUGGUCUGUGCCAUCCUUGUUAUAUGGACUUGGAGUAUGCUGCAGUUUCCACUUGACCUGGCAGUGCAGCAUGUAGUGUGCCCCUCAUCUGUGAAAGCCAGGAGAUUUCCCAUCCUAUUCUUUUGUCUGUACAGUGCUGAUUUGUGGAACAUUGGAAUCAGCAUCUUCAUACAAGAUGGCCCUUUCCUCAUUGUGCGUCUCAUACUGAUGGCCUAUUUCAAAGUGAUCAAUCAUAUGCUGGUGUUCUUUGCUGUGAAGAAUUCCCUUGUGGUGCUGUUGCAUCUCUACCGCCUUGUGGUGCUGGCAUUGGCUGCUCGUGCUUCCUUGCAAGAUCAGUCAGAGGGCUCAAAGACAGAGCACAGGGACCGGGCUCAAGCCUCUGAGAGUGGGCUUAGGUGCUGGGAGGGCGAGUCAAAAGAGGGCCUGGCUAUUCCUUUGCAGGCCUCAACAGUAACGUCUGAGGACUCCCAUCACACACCAUAG